GUGGGGCUCGAUGACCUUAUAGGUCUUUUCCCAGCUUAGCGGUUGCAUGCUAUGAUGUCGGGAGCAGUCGGUACGCUCACAGACGAGCUGGCCGCGGCAAUACACAGCACAGCUAUUGGCCGCCGCUGCCGGCUCAGGGGCCGCGCCGCCAUCGCCCGCGUCCCCUCACGGCGGGGCCGAGGGGGCGGGGCCUGGGCGACCCGAGGGGCGGGGCCAGGGGCGGUUGCCUUCCCUCCCCCGCCAAUGGGCGGGGCCGGGUAUCCCCGCUGCCCGCCUCUGUCGUUCGGGGCGAGUCCAUUGCAUCCCGCGCGGGGGGAGCUCCGGACCCGGAUGCUGUCUGCCGGUCCGGUUCGGGGAAAGAGGGAGGAGCAGGGAUAGCGCCUGUGGAUCAGAGGCGGGCGCGGCCCUGCAGCAGCCGUGGUGGCUGGUCGGGCGGGGGGAGCCGCUUUGCGGGGGCGGCUCUCCCCUCCCCCUUCCACCCCCCCUACGUCCCGGCGGGGGAUGGUGUGUCCCGCAGCGCGCGCCUUGCUCGCGCGGUUCGGCGGCUCUGCGGGGGGAGGGGGACGGGAGAGACCCGGGCCCCGGCGGGUUUUGCACAGUGAGCGCGGGGGAAUAGCGGGCAGGGGGGGAGCGCCCGCUGCUGCCGUCCGGGACCAUGUUGGCGGACGACGACGAGGAGCUGAAAGUCCCAGAGGAGAUGUUCAAAGACGUCAAGUUCUUCGUGGUGGGAGACAUCGACCCCAAGGUUAUCCAACUUCUGAAAGCUGGGAAAGCAAAGGAAGUUUCUUACAAUGCACUGGCCUCACAUAUUAUUUCAGAAGAUGGGGACAAUCCAGAAGUUGGAGAAUCUCGAGAAGUUUUUGAUCUCCCUGUGGUAAAGCCUUCCUGGGUGAUCUUGUCUGUUCGCUGUGGAGCUCUUCUACCUGUAAAUGGCUUUUCUCCAGAAUCAUGUCAGAUCUUUUUUGGAGUCACUGCUUGUCUCUCUCAGGUUUCAUCUGAAGACCGAAGUACGCUGUGGGCUUUGAUUACUUUUUAUGGAGGGAAUUGCCAGCUGAGCCUCAAUAAGAAAUGUACUCACUUGAUUGUGCCUGAGCCAAAGGGGGAAAAAUAUGAAUGUGCUUAUAAACGGGACAGCAUUAAAAUUGUGACCCCAGACUGGGUACUGGAUUCUAUAGCUGAUAAGAGUAAAAAAGAAGAGACUCCUUAUCAUCCUCGUUUAAUUAUAUACGAGGAGGAAGAGGAGGAGGAGGAGGAAGAGGAGGAAGAAGCAGAAAAUGAAGAACAAGAUUCACAAAAUGAGGCUAGUACUGAUGAAAAAUUAUCAAGCCCAGCAUCUUCUCGAGAAGGAUCACCUUUGGGUGAUCAAGCUUUUUCACCAAAAUCUACUCCUGCUGAUAAGGCAAAAGGGGAACUGAUGUUCGAUGAUUCUUCCGAUUCCUCUCCAGAAAAGCAAGAAAGGAAUUUGAACUGGACACCAGCUGAAGUCCCACAGGCAUCUGCAGCAAAGCGUAGGUUGCCUCAAGGGAAGGACUCUGGGUUGAUUAAUUUGUGUGCCAAUGUCCCACCAGUGCCAGGUAACAUUUUGCCUCCUGAUAUGAGAGGCAACCUCAUGGCUUCAGUCCAAGGUGCCCAAAGUUCUGACCGCCAGGAAAUGAUGGCCACGUGGAGUCCAGCCGUGCGGACGUUAAGGAAUAUUACUAAUAGUGCUGAUAUUCAGCAGAUUAAUAGACCAUCAAAUGUAGCACAUAUAUUACAAUCACUUUCAGCACCUACAAAAAGUUUAGAACAACAAGUAAAUCAUAGCCAACAGGGACAUCCAAAUGUGGUGCUGUUUAGUCAAGUGAAACUAACACCAGAGACACAUUUAUUGCAGCAGUCACAUCAAGCACAGCAGCAACAGCACCAUCCUCUCUUACACCUUCAACCUCAGCAACUUAUGCAGCUCCAGCAGCAGCAGCAGCAACCCCAGAUCUCUCAGCAGUCUUUCCAACAGCAGCAGCCUCACCAGUUUCCCCAGCAGCAGCAGCAGCAAGUGCAUCAGCAGCACCAGUUCUCCCAGCAGCAGCUCCAGUUCCCGCAGCAGCCGCUCCACGCGCAGCAGCAGCUGCACCGCCCUCCACAGCCGCUCCAGUUCCAGCAGCAGCAUGUGCUGCAACAGCAGCUGCAACAGCUGCAGCAGCAACAGCACCAGCUGCAACAGCUGCAGCAGCAGAACCUGCAACAGCAACAGCUGCAACAGCAACAGCUGCAACAUCAGCAGCAGCAACUGCAGCAGCAGCACUUACAGCGACUGCACCAGCAGCAUCAGCAACAGCAAAUGCAGAAUCAGGCAGCGCAGCACUUAACUCAGACACCUCAAGCACUACAGCUUCCAGUUGCAGCCCAGCAGCCACAACACCACCAGCAGCAACAGCAGCAACUGCAGCAGCAGCCGCUUUUUGGGCACGAUCCAGCAGUGGAGAUUCCAGAAGAGUAUUUCCUACUGGGCUGUGUCUUUGCAAUUGCUGAUUACCCAGAGCAGAUGUCUGACAAGCAGCUGUUAGCGACCUGGAAACGGAUCAUCCAAGCACAUGGUGGGACAGUGGACCCAACCCUCACGAGCAGAUGUACUCACCUUCUCUGUGAAAGCCAAGUCAGUAACAUGUAUGCUCAGGCUUUAAGAGAAAGGAAAAGAUGUAUUACAGCACACUGGUUGAAUGCAAUCUUGAAGAAGAAGAAGAUGGUCCCGCCUCAUCGAGCCCUUCAUUUUCCAGUGGCAUUUCCACCAGGAGGAAAGCCAUGUUCUCAACAUAUAAUCUCUGUGACAGGAUUUGUUGAUAGUGACAGAGAUGACCUCAAGCUCAUGGCCUACCUAGCAGGUGCCAAAUACACGGGCUACCUGUGUCGCAGCAAUACAGUUCUCAUCUGUAAAGAGGCCAGUGGGUUGAAGUACGAGAAGGCCAAGGAGUGGCGGAUCCCGUGCGUGAACGCGCAGUGGCUCUGUGACAUCCUGCUGGGGAACUUCGAGGCGCUGCGGCAGAUCCAGCACAGCCGCUACACCGUCUUCAACCUCCAGGACCCGCUGUGUCCCAGCCAGCACCUGGUGCUCAACCUGCUGGAUGCUUGGAGAGUCCCGUUAAAGGUGUCGCCAGAACUUCUAAUGGGUGUGAGGUUGCCGUUGAAACCAAAGCAGAAUGAAUCCAGUCUUCAGCCGUCUUCCAAAAGAGCAAGGAUUGAAGACCUGCCACCACCUACUAAAAAACUCACCCCUGAGCUGACACCAAUGGUGCUCUUCACAGGAUUUGAACCUAUGCAAGUGCAACAGUACAUUAAGAAACUGUAUAUCCUUGGAGGUGAGGUAGCAGACUCUGCCCAGAAAUGUACCCAUCUAAUUGCCAGUAAAGUGACCCGAACUGUCAAGUUCCUGACAGCAAUUUCUGUAGUCAAGCACAUAGUAACUCCAGAGUGGUUAGAAGAGUGUUUCAAAUGCCAGAAAUUUGUUGAUGAGCAGAACUUUGUGCUCAGAGAUGCUGAAGCUGAGGUGCUUUUCUGCUUUAGUUUAGAGGAGUCUCUAAAGAGAGCACAAGUAGCUCCACUGUUCAAGGGAAAAUACUUCUACAUUACACCUGGAAUUUGUCCCAGUCUUUCCACCAUGAAAGCUAUUGUGGAGUGUGCAGGAGGAAAAGUAUUAUCUAAACAACCUUCUUUUCGAAAACUCAUGGAACAUAAGCAGAAUAAAAGUUUGCCAGAGAUAAUCUUGAUUUCCUGUGAAAAUGACCUUCAUUUAUGUCGAGAAUAUUUCGCACGAGGCAUAGAUGUCCACAAUGCUGAGUUUGUCCUGACUGGAGUGCUUACUCAAACACUGGAUUAUGAAUCAUAUAAAUUUACUUGAUGGAUAGUAAAAAUGCCUUACUGCUCCGGAAUCCUUGGAGCAUUAUAUCUAGCAGUUCAGCCAUUGUACAAAGCAACUAGAACUUCCUGUGGAUGCUGUUUUCCAGCUGUUUUCCUAGGGAUGAUGAGCAGUUUAAAGCAGGAAAGCAAAAAUAAACUGCAUCUUUUUUAGGAUGUGUAAUUUUAUUAUGCUGAAACAUAAUUUACUAUGUUUUGUAUUAUACUACCAUUUUAAAAGAGCCCACUUUAGGUAUCAUGAUGAGCCCAUUUUUAAGCAUUUUAAAAUAAAUUAUGGUACUACAGCCAAAAGUGUAAUUUGGAUGUAAAAAUAAAAGGGCUUGCUAUCUAUUAAAUUAUGGAUGUCAAAGAUGAAGAUGUUUUGUACUUUAUUUUUAUUUCUUAUACUCUAUUUUCUUUUAUAUUGAUAUUUUGCCCACAUUUGAAAUAAAUGUACUUUUAAAUGUUUUACUCUAUAUUUUAGUGGUCGUUCAUUUUUUUUGAAUACUGUGCAAAAAUGGCACUCUGGUAAGAGUAAAUUACUCAAAUCUUUUUCCAAGCAAUGUGAAAUUAUUUUAAGCUUAUUUUACCAGGUAUGUUUUAAUAUAUGAAUCCCAGUGCUUUAAAGGGAAAUAAUUGUAAAUGUAUAUAUGUGUUUUUACUGAAGCAGAGAAGCAGCUUGAAGGAGAAACUAUAACCCUGCAUAUUCCACUGUUGUGAUAACUUUCUGUUUGUAUAGUGAGUUUUACUAAAUAAAUAUUAAAAAAACA
Molecule: messenger RNA, 4637 nt
Organism: Vidua macroura (Pin-tailed whydah)
Lineage: Eukaryota; Metazoa; Chordata; Aves; Passeriformes; Viduidae
Gene: PAXIP1
Product: PAX interacting protein 1
Exons: 21
Coding region: 656-3871 (1071 amino acids)
Biological process (GO): positive regulation of transcription initiation by RNA polymerase II
Cellular component (GO): nucleus
Source: RefSeq, a predicted model, not a curated record